AUGGUGAAUGGAGCAUUCUUCUUGGAUUAUGGGGAAGGUGGUGAGGUUAAAUACCAGAAUGCUUUCAGUGUUAAUCCCAAAUCUGCCGAUCAUUUCUCCGUUUUCACACAGCUGAUAAGGGCAUUUUCGUCUGACAAAAUUGUUCAUCCUUUCCCUCGCGGUUUUAAAGCUCCAACCAUGCACAUGUUACGUGGUGCUCUGCUAGAUAGUUGGGUUGAUGUGGUUCAUAAUCUUGUUGAGAGUUAUCGCAAAGUUUGGAAGCACACUACUGGAUGCACUAUUAUGGCAGAUCAUUGGACUGAUUGGUGUAGGCGAACUCUUAUUAAUUUUCUUGUUUAUUGUCCUAAAGGAACUAUUUUUUUGAAGUAUGUGGAUGCUUCUCAUGCUUCUAAAACUGCAGAUUUAUUAUUUCAGCUUUUCAAAGAUAUUGUGCUAUUUGUUGGGCCUGAAAAUGUUGUUCAAUUUGUGACUGAUAAUGCUGCCAAUUAUGUUGCUGACAUUGGCGAGUUAGAGGAAGUGGGUGAGGUUGUGGCACAUGCUUCAAAAAUUACGAAGUAUGUAUAUAACCAUUGUCAUCUGUUGCAUUUAAUGAGAAAAUUUACUAGAGGCAAAGAAAUUCUUCGACCAGAUCAAAUUCAUUUUGCCACAAAUUUCAUUGCUUUGCAAAGCAUAUUGGCUCAAAAAGACGCAUUAAUAGCAAUGGUAACAUCAAGAGAGUGGACAAUUUCGGCCUAUCCUAAGGAUGUCAAGGCUAAAAGAUUUGUUGAGCAAGUCUUAGAUUCUAGAUUUUGGAAAGAGUGUGCUGACAUUGUGAAAGUUACUGAGCCACUUGUGCGACUGUUAUGUCUUGUUGAUAGAUAUUUGUUAAAUCCAAGAUCUCAUUUCAAUUAUGAGGAGUUUCAAAAACAUGAAUUGACAACGUCUGGUCUUUUAGAUGUUAUUGAGAGGCAUGCAUAUCGAGAUGUGGAUUUGCAAUCCAAUUUAACGGCUACGAUGAGAAUAUUCAGAGAAGCUGAGUUUAAUUUUGGAAGGCAAGCAGCUAUUCGGGAACGAAAUACAGUUACGCCAGUUGAAUAA
Messenger RNA from Gastrolobium bilobum, 1077 nucleotides. RefSeq lists its product as uncharacterized. The coding region runs from base 1 to 1077 and encodes 358 amino acids. Lineage: Eukaryota; Viridiplantae; Streptophyta; Magnoliopsida; Fabales; Fabaceae. The transcript is spliced from 5 exons. The record is from RefSeq and is a predicted model, not a curated record.